AUGGCGAAGUUGGGUGGCUUGGCCGGGAGGCUGCUGCGCGGCCGUCUGGGAGCCCCCUGCCGCCCGGAUCGGGCUUGCAGGCGCACAGCCAGCGCGGCUCAGGUGGCGUCAUCCGCCAGCGAGGGCGAGGAGCGGCUCAAGCGGCCGGAGGAGCUGCCGGGACCGGGGCUGCUCGGCUCCCUCUACUGGCUCUUGGCGAGGGGCUACUUGCUGCACACGCACCGCCUACAGAUCAUUUCCAAGCAACUGUAUGGUCCCAUGUGGAAAUCCAAGUUUGGCUCUUACAAUAAUAUUAAUAUUGGCAGUCCUGAAGUCCUAGAGCAGCUGUUGCGUCAGGAAGGGAAGUACCCCAUCCGGAGUGACAUGGCCCUCUGGAAGGAGCACCGGGACAAGCGAGACCUGCCCUAUGGCCCCUUCACUGAGGAUGGAGAGCGGUGGCAUCGCCUGCGGCAAGUGCUGAACAAGCGGAUGCUCAAGCCUUCAGAAGCUGUGCUGUAUGCUGAUGUCAUCAAUGAGGUGGUCUCUGACCUAAUGGUGCAUCUGGAGGAUGUGAGGGCAAAAAGCUCUUCUGGGGUGAUGGUCCAAGAUGUGGCCCAAAUACUUUACCGAUUUGCCUUAGAAGGCAUAUCCUACAUUCUGUUUGAGACCCGUAUUGGCUGUCUGAAGAAGCAGAUCCCUGCGGAGACACAGCAUUUUAUUGAUGCUAUCGGAGACACACUGAAGAAUUCAGUCUUUGCCACCCUGCUGCCCAAGUGGACCCGAGGAACGUUGCCCUAUUGGAACCGCUACUUGCAGGGCUGGGACACAAUCUUUGCCUUCGGAAAGAAACUGAUCGAUCAGAAGAUGACGAUGUUAGAAAAGCAUCUGGAGCAAGACGAGGAGGUCUCAGGCUACCUAACCUACCUGCUGUCCACUGGAAAACUUAGCCAUAAAGAGGUUUAUGGCAGCAUAGCUGAGCUGCUGCUUGCUGGCAUAGAUACGACAUCCAAUACCCUCUCAUGGGCCAUGUACCACUUGUCCCAGGACUUGAAGAUCCAGGAAGCUUUGUACCAGGAAAUUAUCAGUGUGGUGCCCAAAGAUCAAAUCCCUGAUGCCAAAUCUCUUGCCAGGAUGCCAUUGCUGAAGGCCAUAAUCAAGGAGACUCUCCGGCUGUAUCCUGUGGUCCCUGCUAAUGCCCGAAUCAUUGCAGAGAAGGAUGUGGUUGUUGGAGGAUACAAGUUUCCAAAAGACACCCUGUUUGUGCUUGCCCACUAUGCCCUCUCACAUGAUGAGACCUAUUUCCCUGAGCCGGAACGUUUCCUACCACAUCGCUGGCUGCGAGAGCACAGGGAAUCAGCUCCUCCCCACCCCUUCAGCUCCAUUCCCUUUGGCUAUGGGGUACGUGCCUGUGUGGGGCGUCGCAUUGCUGAGCUUGAGAUGCAUCUGGCUCUUGCCAGGAUCAUCCGGACAUUCUCAGUCAGGCCAGAUCCAAACUGCAAAGUGGUGAAUCCCCUCUCUCGCAUUGUGCUUGUGCCAGACAAGCCCAUUAACCUGAAUUUCCUUGACAGAGAAACAGUGCUUUAACUGACCUAAGGCUGCAUUCCAGACUCAUCUGGACAGGCUGCAAAAAUUCAAAGCUCAGAUUCUUUGGUUUGAUGGGGGAGUAGUGGGCAUCUCUAUGCCGAGAUCCACAUAGCUCACAAAUUUCCGUCCAUGAGUCCCUGCUCGGCUGAGCACCAUAUUCUGCUCCUGCUUCUUGCUUGCGGGGUGUGUGUGUGUGUGUGUGUGCGUGUGUGCGCGUGUAGUGCAUAGAAUAGUGAGCAUCCUUCUGAAUGGACUGGUUUUCUGCUUCACCACUUUCUCACUCAUAGGGCUCCCAAGACUGAGAUGUCCAAGAACAAAAGCCUGGCUCUUCAAAGUACUCUUAAAAUCCCACAGGUCUAUAGCUUGAGCACUUGGUAUACCUGUAGAUGCAGGUAGUAACAGCCCACAUGGAACACUACACACAUUCAGCAAUUGAAAGGCAGUUUGGAAAUGCGCAUUUCCAUGUGUAAAAGCACUGAUUUAAGCAAGAAGGUUUUCCUAGCGCUUUGCAUGCUCUUGCGUAUUAUUAGCAUAAGUUCCUAUUAGCCCCAAAGAGUGAUAUAUCUCCUAUAUAGAAUGAACAAAAAGAGAAAAACGGACCUACUGCUGACUGAUUUUCCACCCCAGUUAAAAAAAAAAAAACUGGCAGAAUAUAUGUUUGACUGUAGGAGAACGACAUAUCCUUAAAAAAAAUACAAAUGAAAUAAAACAUUCCUACAAAGAA
Molecule: messenger RNA, 2287 nt
Organism: Heteronotia binoei (common prickly gecko)
Lineage: Eukaryota; Metazoa; Chordata; Lepidosauria; Squamata; Gekkonidae
Product: sterol 26-hydroxylase, mitochondrial-like
Exons: 9
Coding region: 1-1563 (520 amino acids)
Biological process (GO): cortisol metabolic process; C21-steroid hormone biosynthetic process; cellular response to peptide hormone stimulus
Cellular component (GO): mitochondrial inner membrane
Molecular function (GO): monooxygenase activity; iron ion binding; heme binding
Source: RefSeq, a predicted model, not a curated record